This is a messenger RNA of Closterium sp. Yama58-4, 2403 nucleotides long. Lineage: Eukaryota; Viridiplantae; Streptophyta; Zygnematophyceae; Desmidiales; Closteriaceae. The record is from the annotation of a GenBank genome assembly.
AUGAAUAGCGUAGGAGCAUCCGUAAGCCAGUCGGCGUCGCAGGACGACGGCCAGAAGAAGAUUCGGAAGCCGUAUACGAUCACCAAGUCUAGGGAGAGCUGGACAGAGCAGGAGCAUGACAAAUUCCUAGAAGCCUUGCAGCUAUUUGACCGGGACUGGAAGAAGAUAGAGUCAUUCGUCGGAACCAAAUCGGUGAUUCAGAUUAGGAGCCACGCGCAGAAGUACUUUCUUAAGGUUCAGAAGAACGGCACGGGAGAGCACGUACCCCCGCCGAGGCCGAAGCGUAAAUCCACGCAGCCGUACCCUCAGAAGGCCAGCAGCUCAAAAUCAGGAGCAUGCGGCGACGCAGGACCCAAUUUUCCAGGCGGGGGACUGCCGGGUCCGCUCCCCUCCCCGUUCCCGCCAGGAGCGCUGAUCCCCUCCGCGUCCGCCGCGAGCCUGGCGUCGCCGUCCUCCUCCACCCCGUCCGCCAUGGCGGCAAUGAGCAUGUCGGGCCUGGGUCACGGGCUCGGCGGGUCCGUCGGCGCGUCUCUGGCGUCCCUGGGAGUGUCGGGGAGUCAUGGCGACGCGGCGGCAGCGGCGGCGGCGGGGGGCGCGGGGAUGGCGGGAUUGGCGGGGAUGGGGCCGGUGGCGGGGAUGGCGGGGAUGGGGGGAAUGGGGGGAAUGGCGGGGAUCACGGGGAUGACGGGGAUGGCGGGAAUGACGGCUAUGGCGGGGAUGGCGGGGACGAGUGGGUGGAUGCACCACGGCAUGCAUCCGCCGGGAGCCGUUUCGCUUGCUGGCAGAGCAACCCCGGAUUUCGCGGAGGUGUAUCGGUUCAUAGGGCUCGUGUUCGACCCGUCCACGUCGGGCCACCUCGCGCACCUCAAGGCCAUGGCGCCCAUCGACCGCGAAACUGUGCUCCUGCUCAUGCGAAACCUCUCAAUGAACCUCGCCAACCCCGAGUUUCAGCAGCAUGUGGAGGAAGGCAGAGGGGAGGCGGGCAGAGGGGAGGCGGGCAGAGGGGAGACGGGCAGAGCGGAGACGGGCAGGGUGGGGGAGAGCAGGGAGGGUGCAGAUGCUACAGCUGCUUCUCGAGAGGCUGCAGUGGAGCGAGCAGCAGAGGGGGGUGGGGCAGUGCGAAUGGAGGUGGAAGGAGGAGAGGCGAGGCGGCCAGGUGAUGGAGAGGAACUAGUUGACGGAGUCAAUGGGGUCAACGCAGUUAAUGGUGUCGCAGAGGUGCAACAGCUGCAUGAUGCGCGCACCAGCCCAGCUGGUGCUGACGAUGCAAGCGGCGCUGGUGCUGCUGAUGGUUGUGCUGGUGGUGGCGCUGGUGGUGCUGGUGGUGGUGGUGCUGGUGGUGCUGAUGCCUGUGGUGGUGGUGGUGCUGGUGGUGCUGCUACCUGUGGUGGUGGUGGUGCUGGUGGUGCUGCUACCUGUGGUGGUGGUGCGGCUGCUGAGUCACAUAAGAGAGAUGUGGCUGGAGAGGCAGCAACCGAUGCAGGGGAACAACGGGGUGCCUUGUCAACCCUGUCAGGACUCCGGAGUCAACCAGCCUUCUCCUCAUUGCCUCGCUCCCAGUCGUCCCCUGCGCCCACCACCGCCUCUGGCCCACUCUCCGCUUCUCACCCCGACCAUCUCCUUCCCCACAACCACCAGGCGCUGCUCACAGCCAUGCGCGGAGGCGCUAGCAGCCUAGGGGGGGGUGACGUGCCCCGCGCCACAAUAGGAGGAGACCUGCCCAGCAGCAUGCGGGGCCAUGUUUCCCGUGGGGUAGGAGUGGGGGGAGAGAUGGGUCUGGGGGGCGGGGCGGAUGUGGAGGAGCUCUUCAUCAUGUCCCACAUGAUGUCUGCCUGGCCGGGCUUUUCCGGGUCCGGAUUCUCUGGGUUCGACCUGCCUGAGGAUGUCAAGCCGGCUAGUGGUGGGCGUGUAGCAGGCGAAGGCACGGCUGCUGAUGCCUCAGGCUCUGCUGGUGGGAACGCUGCUGCUGCUGGUAAUGGCUCUGCUGUUGCUGCUGCUGCUGCUGCUGCUGCUGGUGCUGGUAAUGGCACUCUUGGUGCUGGCUUUGGCACUGGUGGUGCUGGUGCAUGGCUCAUGAACGGCACAGCUGGCCCGAGCGGUCUAGGCAGGAUGACUGAGUUGACCGAGUUGACUGGGCUGACUGGCAUGGCUGGGCUCAACGCCUUUGGUGCCUGGCCAGGUAUGGCAGGCAUGGCCGGAGCAGCUGUGGGCUCGGCAGCAGGCGCGGUAUCCGAGGCAGGAGCUGAGGCAGCAGGUUCGGCAGCAAGGUCAGCGAGUGGGUUGGGGGCAGGCGUGGGUGGUGGUGGUGCAGGGAAGGGAGUGGGUGCGAGCACAGAUGCCGAGGUGCUGGCGCUGACAGCGGCUGUUGCAGCACGAGCAGCAGGGACAGGCAGCAGCGGUUAG